Guillardia theta CCMP2712 is the source of this 1074-nucleotide messenger RNA. RefSeq lists its product as hypothetical. The transcript has 7 exons. The annotation marks the transcript as partial. Lineage: Eukaryota; Cryptophyceae; Pyrenomonadales; Geminigeraceae. Gene Ontology annotation, biological process: activation of GTPase activity. Gene Ontology annotation, molecular function: GTPase activator activity. The record is from RefSeq and is a predicted model, not a curated record.
AGGAUCCGAGACAUCCAAAAGUUGAGGAGGAGAGCUUUCUAUGGCGGUUUUGCUCCAAACGUUCGGCGGGAGGGAUGGAAAUGGCUUCUCGGAUGUUAUCCUGUGAACUCAACGAGGAAGGAUCGCGAACAUCUCCUAUCGCAGAAGGCGAAGGAGUAUGAAGCAUACCGGCGCCAGUGGGAAAGCAUAACAGCGGACCAGGAAUCGAGAUUCUCGAAAUUCAGAGAUCGAAGGCACAGGAUCGAGAAGGACGUUAUCCGCACUGAUCGAAGUAUUGACAUCUUUGUGGACGACAAUGGCGAUGGGCUGCAAAAGCUCUACCGCAUUCUCCUGACCUACUCUUUCUACAACUUCGACCUCUCCUACUGCCAAGGAAUGAGCGACCUGGCAGCUCCUCUACUUGUUGUUAUGGAGGAUGAGGUCGAGGCUUUCUGGUGCUUUCAGAAGUUGAUGGAUCUCAUGGAGCCGAAUUUCCACAAAGAUCAGAAUGGGAUGCAUACACAGUUGCAGACGAUUAAUACUCUGUGUAAGGAUCUUGAGCCGGAGUUGUACGACCAUCUCGAGAGGAAAGAUUGCUCCAACUUCUAUUUUUGCUUCAGGUGGCUGCUGAUCAUCUACAAGAGAGAGUUUGGGCUGCAAGACGUUUUUCGACUCUGGGAGGCGUUCUGGAGUCGAGUCAGAGGGCAAGAUCUGCACCUGUUCGUCGCCCUUGCCAUCUUACGCAAGCACAAGGCUAACAUCAUAGAGGAGGACAUGGAGUUUGACAGCGUUUUGAAGUUUGUGAACGAUCUUUCUGUUAGUCCCUCCUCCUCCUCCUCCUCCUCCUCCUCCUCCUCCUCCUCCUCCUCCUCCUCCUCCUCCUCCUCCUCCUCCUCCUCCUCCUCCUUCGCCUCCGCCUCCUCCUCCUCCUCCUCCUCCUCCUUCUCAUGCUGGCCUUACGCAUCGCAGGGGAGGAUGGACUGCCUCGAGGUACUGAAGGACGCAGACUUUCUCUCGCAGGUUGAGAGUCUUGGAUGCUUGAGACCCAGCAGAACUGAUCGUCUUCUUUUGCACAGGAAGCUCAGUUCCGAAUGA